GAGCAUGAAAGACCACCGUUUGCAAGCCAUUCCGGCCCAGAGCUCGCAACGGCCAGCAUGCCCGCGAACGAUGACAGGAAAUACAUUGAGGGCAUUCAGAUCCCCAUCGUGAUGGGCUCAAUCGUCACAGCUACCUUCCUCGUCUUGCUAGACACCACUAUUAUUGCGACGGCGGUUCCCAAAAUCACAUCUGAGUUUCACUCGUUGCAGGAUAUUAGCUGGUACGGAUCCGCCUUCCAGCUCUCCAGUGCGGCAAUCCAACCCCUAGUCGGCAAGUUAUACACCCAGUUCAGCCUAAAAUGGGUAUUUCUCGGCUUCUUCUUCUUCUUCGAGCUGGGCUCCCUCCUCUGCGGCAUUGCAACCUCGUCAACCAUGCUCAUCGUGGGCAGAGCUGUCGGGGGCAUCGGAGCAGCUGGCGUCUUUGCGGGCUCCAUGACCAUUAUCGGAACGGCUCUGAGACCAGAGAAGAGGGCUUUCUUGACCAGUCUUGUCAUUGGAUGCUCCCAACUCGGCGUUGUCAUCGGACCUCUAAUCGGCGGCGCAUUCACACAGAAGGUGUCAUGGCGCUGGUGUAACACAGGCUUCUACAUCAAUCUCCCUCUCGGUGCCGUCGUCCUUGCCGGAACCCUCUUUGUCACCAUCACCGACCAAAUCCCCCUCCUGCCCUUCCGACAGGUCCUCCCGGUCCUCCACAAGAAACUCGACCUCGUCGGCUUCUGCCUGCUCUCCCCCGCGGCUGUCAUGCUGCUUCUCGCCCUUCAAUGGGGCGGAGCAAAGUACGCGUGGGACAGCGCGACUAUCAUCGGCCUCUUCUGCGGCUCUGGGGUGACAUUUUUGGUGUUCGUGGCGUGGAAUUGGCACAAAGGGCAGGAUGGGUUGAUUCCGACCGUGGUGGCAAGAAAUCGUAUCGUUAUUGCGUCAUGCUGUGUGGCCACAACGGUUAUGGGGUCGACGUUCUUGUGUUCGUACUGGAUGCCAGUAUACUUCCAGACGGUCAAGGGGAAGAAUCCGCUUGUGAGUGGGGUGGACAUGCUGCCCAACAUCUUGCCCAGUCUCGUUUUUGGAGUGUUGACGGGCUUCUUGAUCGGCAAAGUAGGGUUCUAUCUCCCCUUUGCCGUCGUCGGCGCCGCGAUCAGCACCGUUGGCGCCGGACUCCUAUCCACGCUACAUCCCAACUCGUCUACCAGCCACUGGGUCGGCUACCUCUUCCUGCUCAGCGUGGGGCGCGGCCUCGCCCAGCAAACGAGCUUCAUCGCCAUUCCCCAAGCCACCGUUCCUGAUCUCGUCCCCGUGGCCAUGUCCACGAUGAUCUUUAGCCAGUACAUGGGUGGGUCCGUAUUUUUGUCACUGUCCAACGUCAUUUUUAGCACCAGUCUGCGCUCCCAGCUAGCCAAGGAAGCGCCAGGCGUGGAUCCUGAAAUGGUGGUUAAGGCGGGCGCGUCGGCUGUGCGGGACAUAGGCAUCCCGGAGGAGCUGCUGCCGGGCGUGCUGCAGGCAUAUUGCACGAGCGUGAAUCGCGUGUUUUACCUCGCUGUGGCGAGUGGUGGACUGUUGUUUGUCUCGAGUUUCUUUUCUGGGUGGAUUGAUACGAGGAAGAGAGGGGACGCCGAAGGGACUGCGGAUACGACAAGUGCGGAUGAGAAGCUGCUAUAAGCAACGAAUGCGAAUUACAUUCUCUCUGGCUGUUAACCGCGAACCAUAUUAGCAGACAUAUGCAGCUGUAAAAACCCUUGUCGCAGAUAGCAGAUUUGGAAGUGCUUUAAUAUUGUUGCAGUACACGAGAUACUUAUUAGCCUAGCUUCAUUUUCCUGCCCGGACGUUACAAUAGACCCAACAGGGCUCAACGGCGCACUCCCACCGCCCCCUUCUCCCCGUUGCAUUGGACUAGACUUUUGCUCAAACCACCUCCAUGUAGCUAGCCUCCCCAGAACUCACGGGAGAGUAUCUGAUUAGUCCUUGUUCAUUUGUCACGGUCCUUUCCGGUCUCGUC
Molecule: messenger RNA, 1990 nt
Organism: Phialemonium atrogriseum
Lineage: Eukaryota; Fungi; Ascomycota; Sordariomycetes; Cephalothecales; Cephalothecaceae
Product: MFS transporter
Exons: 7
Coding region: 58-1653 (531 amino acids)
Biological process (GO): transmembrane transport
Cellular component (GO): plasma membrane
Molecular function (GO): transmembrane transporter activity
Source: RefSeq, a predicted model, not a curated record